Messenger RNA from Thermothielavioides terrestris NRRL 8126, 249 nucleotides. RefSeq lists its product as uncharacterized. NCBI's taxonomy places the organism in Eukaryota, Fungi, Ascomycota, Sordariomycetes, Sordariales, Chaetomiaceae. The coding region runs from base 1 to 249 and encodes 82 amino acids. The transcript has 2 exons. The record is from RefSeq and is a predicted model, not a curated record.
AUGAAGGUCUUCGCUGUCGCCCUCGCUCUGUUCGCCGCCGUCAGCGUGGCAUCGUCGGCCGACGAGCGCGCCGCCGAUCUGGUGACCGGAAGCCAGCUCGAGCGCCGCGGCUGUGGCCCGCAUUGCGGAUGCGACAACGGGCAGUGCAACUGCGCUGUCUGCGACGAUUUCGGCUGCAACCGCGCCUCUCUUUCUCAGUCGCCUACUCCCGAGCUUCACAUCGACAUAGGACAUACGACUGGAAUAUGA